CAUAUAGCUCUCAUGCCUACAUUUUUAAACAUGUCCUUUGAUUUGGAUCAAAUCACCAUGGCUGAUGUUAUCCAUAAUGAUUCUUGGGUUCAUGCUGAUCACAAUGGCCUUCUUAGUAACAUUCUUAACUUUGAUCUCUGCAAUCUGUGUGACAUUGACCCUUCCUCCAACAACCGCUGGGUCUGGUACCUGUCCCUCUCCAAACUUAAGAUUUCUGCUAAUGUUUAUCAUACUUUAAAUAAUACUGUUCCCAUCUCUGAUCAUUGGAGUGGUUGGAAAAAGCUUCGGUCUCUCAAAAUUGCUCCUCGGAUUAAGCACUUCAUCUGGUUAAUAUUUAUGGGUAGACUCCCAACGACCGAUCAUUUAUUUAAUAUUAACCUUGGUCCGGACACACCUUGUGCUCUCUGUGGGCUUCAUCGUGAAACUAUUGAACAUCUUUUCGUCUCUUGCCCCAAAAUUCAACCUGUCUGGAAUUAUCUUAGCACACGGACUAAUCGUAACAUCUCUUUCCCUGAUAAUUUUUCUACUGGGUCUUGGAUUACCGGCUAUAAUCAUUCUCUGUUUGUUGUUUCACUCAUUGUUGCUUGUGCCUGGUUUCACUGGAAAAAUCGUUGUGAUGUUAUUUUUCGCAAUGCUCAACUGAAUAGUAUUAAUAUUGUCUGCAAAGCAUGGGCUCAUGCCAACGAUUGUAAUCUCAGUACUCAUAGCCUCCUUGGCAGAAAACUUAUCAGCAAUAACUUUUCUUGGGCUAGUGGACAUUUCUUAUUUACCUAUACUCAGUUCCAGAGCUCCAGGAUGCUUCUCUAGUCCUGCAAAUGAUCUAUAUAGUGGAGAAUUGCUCGCUUUUGCUGCUGCUUUAAACAUAUCCUGGGAACAGCGCGCUUCGAUCAAGCAUGUGUUCACUAAUAGUCGUGCCACUAUCUACGCUCUGUCUGCUAAUCAUUCUCCUUUAUUCUGGAGAUCCAUUGCUUCCAUCUCCAAUACCAGAUUUCUGUUAAACAUGAAUGGCAACCCUGCUGUGCACAUCACUCCUAAGACCCUGCGAUAAGCCUUGCUUCCCUCGGUCACAAUCAUCAUACUCUAAGCCUGUUUCUAUCCGGUCGAGAUCUGCCCUUUUGGAUCAUGAAGAGCUUUCAUGCUGCCGGUUUCUCAUUUCAUUAAUGCCUUUGUUUGCCUGUUGUUUUUUUUUAGUCUUUGGCUUUUUCCUUUCCUUAUUGUAGCUUCUUGUACCUUCGUAUUCUUCUCUUUUAAUAAAUCAGCCUCCGGUGAGGUUCUUUCACAAA
This is a messenger RNA of Dioscorea cayenensis subsp. rotundata (Guinea yam), 1283 nucleotides long. RefSeq lists its product as uncharacterized. Bases 13 to 807 code for a protein of 264 amino acids. The transcript is spliced from 2 exons. Lineage: Eukaryota; Viridiplantae; Streptophyta; Magnoliopsida; Dioscoreales; Dioscoreaceae. The record is from RefSeq and is a predicted model, not a curated record.